CGUCUGCUACCUUGACAACUUGUAACAUAACGAGGCGCAGCUGCGGUACUCGAGACCGGGUCGAACAGCUCAGCACACAAAUGGCCCCGGUGCUCGAGGAGUGAAGCAUGGGCUCCGCGGCAUCGCAGUCAUGGCCGGAUCCACCACCAGAACUACCGAGGACGGGGGUUCCCGUGUGACCGCCUCCACGGACCGCGCGGAGGUUCGGGACCUGGCCGAGCCCUGGGAGCUGUCCCUGGAGGAGGUGCUGAAGUCCUACGAGCAGCCCAUCAACGAGGAGCAGGCAUGGGCCGUGUGCUAUCAGUGCUGCAGCGGACUCCGGGUGCCCCGCCCGCCGCCCGGGAGAGCCAGCCGGGUGAAGGACCCGUCCGCCAUCCUCCUCCACAGAGAUGGGACCGUUUCGUUACGGGAGGAACCCCGACGCGACGAUUUCUCUGACGGGCCUCCUCUGCCUCCCAUUGCAGAGAGACAGCUGGUCCAGUCUCUCGGAGUGGCCAUCUACCGAGCUCUGGACUGGGGACUGGACGACAGCGAGGAGCGGGAGCUUAGUCCGAUGCUGGAGCACCUCAUCGAGAGAAUGGCCAGCGAAGACUCAGGUGAAGAGGGAACCAGCACUACUGGGAAUGGCACCGCUGAUGAGGGCUACAGCGGACAGGAGGAGGAGGAAGAGGAGGAGCAGGAAGAGGGAGCAACUGGGCUGGUUUGUACGUUCCAUCAGGUGAUGGUACUCUGUUCGUCUCGUCUGGCCAACCCGAGUCUGGCUCCUGUACACUACCAGGCCGUCUGCCGAGCUCUGUUUGUAGAGACGCUGGAGCUGCAGACCUUCCUGAUUAAGAUCCGAGACGCAAAGGAGAUGCUGAAGAAGAUUUCCAACGAGGAGUCUCUGGAGGACAGAUCUACAGCCGAACUGGACACGCUGAAACAUAAAGACUGGGCUCGUCUGUGGGUGCAGCUGAUGAAGGAGCUCAGGCAGGGGGUGAAGCUGAAGAAGGUCCAGGAGCAACCCUUCAACCCGCUGCCCACCGAGUUCAGCCUCACGCCGUUCGAGAUGCUGAUGCAGGACAUCCGAGCUCGCAAGUUCCAGCUACGCAAAGUCAUGGUGGAUGGGGACAUUCCCAUGAGGGUAAAGAGAAACGCUCAUGAGCUGAUACUGGACUUCAUCAGAUCCAGACCUCCACUUAAACCAGUUUCUGAGCGCAGCCUUCCCCCUCCUCCGCCUCAGCAGCAGUCGCUCCAUGACCGGAUUCUGGAAGAGAUCAAGCAGGAGAGGAAGCUGAGACCCGUGGCGCCACACAGCAGCAGACCGUUUGGCUCGCUGCCCUGUCUGGCUCAGACGUGUCCUUGCAAUGUCAAAUCUACGUCAUGCAUCGACCUGUCUGUGGCAGAGCCCGGACCCCGGCCGCCGUCCCGCCCUCGCAUCCUGCUCAAGGCCCCAACGCUGGCUGAGAUGGAGGAGAUGAACAUAUCUGAGGAGGAAGAAUCUCCAGAUAACGGGGAGCCGAGGCAAACUGAGAGCUCCCCUACACCUCUAAAGAGAGACCGGUCCUUCUCGGAGCAGGACCUCGCCUUACUUCGAGAGGAGAGGCUUCCCUCUCUGUCUGAGUCGACCCAGCUGGGCGAGACAAUCACGCUGCGGGAUGUGAGACCUCGGUCCAGGACGCUGGCCGGCACCGGACUGCCUUCUUAUUACAGAGCUUCCUUCCCAGUUCACGGCUGGGCGCCGUCGUCUCCCGCCCGCCUGUCUCUGAGCUCAGUGGACGAGACCACAGAGGGACCCGGAUCUACGACGGGCUCCAGAACUGCCGAGCAGUGGAUGGAGGAGUUCAGCCAUCCUGUAGAGAGUCUUGCCCUCACAGUUGAUGAGGUCAUCAAUGUGCGACGAGUUCUGGUCAAAGCAGAGAUGGAGAAAUUUAUCCAGAGCAAAGAACUCUAUAAUAAUCUGAAGAAAGGAAAGGUCUGCUGCUGCUGCAGAAUCAAGUUUCCUCUUUUCUCGUGGCCAUCGACAUGUGUACUGUGUAAAAGGUCUGUCUGUGGCUCCUGCAGUGCAAAGAUGAAGAUUCCCUCUAAGAAGAUGGCCCAUAUUCCUGUCUACACCGUGGGCUUCCAUAACACACCAAAAAGUCACGGGCACAAAAGUCAAGUCUACAAAUCCCUGCGAACGUUGUCCCGUCGCUCAGUGGAGGAAGAGUUCCCACAUCUGUACGCCAACGGCUGCACGCUGCGUGACAUCUGUGCUGAAUGCACCAAGUUUGUGGCUGAUGUCAUUUCCUCCAGCCGCCGGAGCCUGGACAUCCUCAACAACACUCCCAAGAAGGAGGCCAAAGGUGUUGCCACUCCGAAGCCACAGCUGCAGCGUCAGUCCAACUUCGAGGCUCUUCCUCAGCCAAAUCCCUCCCCAUCCGUACAACGUCCUCCUCAGCGUCAGCACCAUCGGCUUCACGCGUCAUCGCCAUCCCCUUCUUCAGCGCAGCUCCACCGCACCUAGACGAUCAAUACUGUGAACCAGCGUGUGGACUAGAUAGACUUUGCCUUGCACUGAACACACUGUGUGCACACGUAGGUUUGUGGUUCUUGUGGGUUCUUAGACAACACAAGUUUCAGAUUUAUCUGACUGAUUCAAAUAAACAGCUUUGAAAUCUAUAA
Nothobranchius furzeri (turquoise killifish) is the source of this 2643-nucleotide messenger RNA. It is a transcript of the gene spire2, whose product is annotated as spire-type actin nucleation factor 2. Lineage: Eukaryota; Metazoa; Chordata; Actinopteri; Cyprinodontiformes; Nothobranchiidae. The record is from RefSeq and is a predicted model, not a curated record. Gene Ontology annotation, cellular component: cytoplasmic vesicle membrane; cell cortex. Gene Ontology annotation, molecular function: actin binding. Gene Ontology annotation, biological process: establishment of meiotic spindle localization; polar body extrusion after meiotic divisions; actin filament polymerization.